Halichondria panicea is the source of this 1162-nucleotide messenger RNA. RefSeq names its product protein-tyrosine sulfotransferase 2-like. The record is from RefSeq and is a predicted model, not a curated record. Lineage: Eukaryota; Metazoa; Porifera; Demospongiae; Suberitida; Halichondriidae. The transcript is spliced from 2 exons. Gene Ontology annotation, molecular function: protein-tyrosine sulfotransferase activity. Gene Ontology annotation, biological process: peptidyl-tyrosine sulfation. Bases 81 to 1064 code for a protein of 327 amino acids. Gene Ontology annotation, cellular component: Golgi apparatus.
GUGUGCUUUAAUUAGAAUUAUCCGAGCUACACAUAUCGCGGAGGAUGUGUAAAUAAGUACACAAUUACAAGAAGACAGUGAUGCAUGCCAUGAGUUCCAAGCCUCUGAGAGUUGUGCUGGCCGCCAGUGCUAUUGUCAAUUUGAUAUUACUGUUCCAAGUCAUGGUGUGGAAGUGUACCGUAGAGACGACAUCAUCUGACCUAGCCCCCAUCCCUAAAGUGAUCCUCUCACCCCCUAUACCUAUUCGACCACCACCGGCACCAGAGAAGACACAGAAUGGAAGUCUAGAAUCAAUCAUAUUUGUUGGAGGAGUACCUCGCAGUGGUACAACUCUUGCUCGAGUCAUGCUAGACGCACACCCGGACAUACGCUGCGGUGAGGAGACUCGUGUGGUACCACGUAUCAUCAGCAUGAGAUCUAAAUGGAACAAAGCUGGUAAGGAACAUGAGAGGCUGCUCGAGGCUGGACUGAGCGACGCUACACUGGACCAAGCCACUAGGAACUUUGUGGAUUACAUCAUCACACAUCACGGAGAGCCUGCCAAGCAUCUGUGCAACAAAGACCCACUCCUGCUCAACUAUAUGAAUGAUCUGCAGAGACUGUACCCAAAGGCAAAGUUUAUUCUAAUGAUUCGUGAUGGACGUGCAGUGGCCCACUCAAUAGUGACCCGCAAUGUCACUAUAUCAGGUGUCAACAAUAAGGACUUUGUAUCAGCCGCUAUGUUCUGGAAUAGAGUGGUGCAGAGGAUGACCAGUGAUUGCAAGGUCCUGGGCAGAGAGGUGUGUCUACCGGUCCACUAUGAGGAGUUGGUGGCAGACCCCAAGGCUAUGAUGACUAGGAUACUGAGCUUCCUAGGAGUGGACUGGCAUGACAAUGUUCUGCGUCAUCAGGAGUUCAUCAACAAAGGAGUCUCUCUAUCAAGAUUGGAGCCAUCGUCCAAUCAGGUGAAGGAGGCUGUCAACACGGCCCCAGUGGACAAGUGGAGGGAGAAGCUGCCUAUACCACUACAGCGGCAGAUCUAUGCCGAGGCCAACAUGCUCAGAGAACUGGGUUACCCUCAAUAAACACAAUACCAAUCAAUGUACAAUCCUUUUUAAUAGUUAUUUUUGUAAAUGUUUUGUGCAAAGAUUCCGAUAAUUUAAAUAAAAGUUUCUGCACUACA